AUGGCUGAGGAACCCAACGAUGUUCGUAAGAAGUUCAUUCUCACCACUACGGGAAACUUCUAUGAGCAAAAGACUCCAUCCAUUUUGAAUGACAGCCCAGAGCUCAACAACUUCUUGGAUGAUGGAAGCCAGUUUGUCUUGUCAGUCAGCAGACAUGACAGUAAUCUUCGCCUGUCAAAUAAGAUCGAAGCUUUGGAAGGCAGCCAAGAUAAAGUAUUGGUGUUCUUCAAGCUGUACCCCACAGUGAUCACAGAGGAGAAUCUCCACCAGAGCAUCCUUGUGUCAUCCAUGUUGGAGUCCCCUGUCAGCACUCUUUACCAGGCUGUGAGACAGGUCUUUGCUCCUUUACUGCUCAAGGAUGAACACUGGUGUUCGACAUUUGAUCCAAAGCUCGCGGGUCUGCUCAGUGAGUUGGAGUUGGGUCUGGGCUCAGUGGUCCGCCAAUCGGGAGCACAACCUACUGAUUUGAAAAAAGGCCACUCGGAAGAAGAUGUUUUGGGUAUUCUUACACCGAGUGAUGAGUUCCUUUAUUGGGCGGACAUAUCUCAAUCUGCAAAGACGACCAAUGUGAAAGAAAGAGCUACAUAUUUUACUGAACAAUUCAAUCUUGUCGAAAAGGAAUAUUGUGGUCUUGAUGGCCUUUCUCUGUCUGAUGUCCUGGAGCUGGUGGAACAAAGCAGAGACAUGCUGGAUGGUGUCUGGCGGCAGCUCGAUUACAAACCUUACUCAGAAACACGCAUGGUCCGACUGAUGGAUGUUAUAGGUGGAGCCCUUGGACGAUACGUUCAGAAGAAGCUCAGUGAUCUUAAGAUUUUUGAGCAGCCGUUUAUGUCUGUGAGGGACAGCUGGAAGAUGGGGAUAGCCAUCUGUGAGAAUUGGGUUGCGGCUUGUGAACAUCUAACAGGACAGGUCUGGAAGAGACAUGCUCCUCAUCCUUGGAAGGGAAACAAACACUGCCCGCAAACCCUCCAUUGCCUAGGAAAACGAUUGGAUGAGGUGGUGUCUCUGCGGGUUUUUCAUGAGAAGCUGUUGCGUUUGUUACCAGGAGGAAAGCAGCAGGCUCUGACCCCAGAUUGUGUUUUUGAACCUUUCUCAGGUCUUAACCCUCUACAUUACAACCCCUAUACAGAGCGCCUUUGGAGGGCAGCAGUGGCUCAGUUUGAGCGCAUCAUGGCUCCAUCAGAGCGGGAAGUAGCUGGCAGACUAAAGAGCUACAUCACUGAUGUACAAGACAAUCCACAGCAGCUGUUGCAGGUGUUCCAAAAGCACAAGGAGUUAAUCGGGCGUCCUACAAUCAGAAAAGAGCUGCAGUCUGAGAGAGACACUUUAUUGGCCAGACUACUUGACUACAACAAGGGGUUGAAAACAGACUUUGAGUGUCGCUGCCAUGGAAGUCCAGGAGAGAAAUCUGGUCCACUCAUGGGAAGAAACCUCUCGGAUGUGGUUAAUAAAAUUGUCUGGGUGCAACACAUCAUACAAAAGGUGGAGGACUGUGUCCGGAUCACUGAGGCGCUGUUGUCAGAUCUAUCAGGAUUCAAAGGAUUCAUUCAUUUCUGUGAUGACCUACUGGAGGUUUUGAGGGCCUAUGAACAGGAACAGUUUGAUGACUGGUCUAGGGAUCUAUUGUCUAGUCUGGCUGAUCCGAAGUCAGGACUCAGCCUUCAAGCGAGUGAUAGGGUGAUGGAACUGGACCAUACAGACGGCAGGCUAAAGAUCCAUUACUCAGACAGAUUGGUGAUUCUGCUCAGGGAAGUCAGACAACUCUCUUCCCUGGGUUUUGCUAUUCCUGCUAAGAUCCAGCUGGCUGCAAACACUGCGGACAAGUUCCAUAGGCAGGCCAUUGUCCUCAAACAGGUGGCAAACUUUUACAACACCAUUGACCAACAGAUGAUACCUUCUCAGAGGCCAAUGAUGCUCACACUUGCUUUGGCUUUUGAGCAGGUCAUCAAGAAUCCUCGCUCUCAGUCAAAGGAAUCGGGAGGUAAACUGCACAUUACCUGGAACAAUCCUAAAGAGUUAGAGGUUUACAUCUCAAAACUGCAGUCCGCCACUGAGAAACUCUCCACUGAGAACAGGAAGCUACGCAAAUGGCACACAGAUUUCACAGACAAGGUGGUGACAUUAAUGAACGUCGACUUGCUUAGACAUCAACAGCGGUGGAAAGAAGGGCUCCAGGACCUCCGUACAGGCUUUGCUACACUAGAGGCUCAGGGCUUUAGAUCUGAUGACAUGCAGGCAUGGCGGCAACAUUGGAACCAUCAACUAUACAAAGCUCUUGAACAUCAAUACCAGACUGGACUGGAAGCGCUGAACAAGAACCUACCUGAAAUACACAUUGACCUCACUUUCAAACAGGGUCGGUUGCAGUUUCAACCGCCUUUUGAGGAGGUACGAGCACGCUAUUACAGGGAGAUGAAGAGGUUCAUCUCGAUCCCAAACCAGUUCAAAGGUGUCAGCGCACCAGGGGAUCCGGUUAUAUUCGGUGCUAUGAUCGACAGGAAUGCCUCUGGGUUCCUCACCAUCUUCAGCAAGGCAGAGGACCUUUUCAGCCGCUUGCGGACUAUUCAACACAAGUUCAAGGAGUGGGUGGUGCUGGGGCAAGUGGAUUUGGAGAAGUUAGUAGAGAAAAAUCUGACCACCGUGCAGGAUUGGGAGAGAAAUUUCAAGGCCCUGAAAGCCAGAGGAAAAGAAUCUGAACGUCUGCCCAGCCAGGAGAAGGUUGACUGUGUCACUGUCAAUUGUGAGCCACUGAAAGCUGCCAUUGAGGGGCUGAUCCAGAGGCUCUUUGACCUGCUUCUGAUAUCUCUUAGGAAAUCCAUACAAGGCCACACACAGGCCAUUGACAGUUUUGUGUCUGAGUCACUGGAGACCUUGUCCACACGACCAGAAAAUAUUGAAGCGAUUAGUGCUGCUAGUGGCAAAUAUAGCCAAAUAGCUGCCCAAAAACCUGAGAUCCUACCUCAGUUCAAGUCAGCAGAGGAGAAAAACCGUUUGCUGCGAGUGGUAUCUGGGGCAGGGCUGGACUCAAUCUCCUCCCUCAGGGCCAAAUGGGACAAACUGGAGCUUGUGAUGGAGAGCCAUCAGCUCAUGAUCAAAGAUCAGCUGGAGGUGAUGCGAAGUCACACCACAGAUCGCAUCAAUGCCUACAAGGCAGAUUUAGAGCGGUUCAAAGCUCGCUGGGACCAGCUGAAGCCAAAGGAGGAGAUGUUUGUGUCUGGUGAUCAUGAUACUUUACUUGCCAAUCUUCAAACCAUUCGAGAUAAGCAGCAAGAGUUCCAGGAGUUGGACACUGUGCGCAGUAAACUAAUGCAAGAUUGUGUCUACUUCAACCUGGAGGUUGCAAUGUUCCCUCUGGCUGAGGAAACAAAACAAGACAUGGAGGAAUAUAGCCAGAUGUGGGGUCUGUAUGAGGAGUGGCAUCAAGGCUUCACAGAGAAGGCUCAGAUGGACUGGAUCUCAUUCAGGAGUAAGACCCAUCUGUUUGAGGAAUUUCUAUUUACAUGGCAGGACAAACUUAGGAAGCUGCAACAACCUACAUCCAUUUCUGUUAAAUUGCAAGGAGAAGUGGAUAAAUAUAAGAACAUUCUUCCAGUGUUAAAAUAUGUGCGUGGGGAACACUUGUCUCAAGACCAUUGGCUGGACAUGUUCCGUCUCCUUGGUCUUCCAAGAGGGAUGACUUUAGAAAGACUCACCUUUAAUGACCUUCUCGCAGUGGCAGAUAACAUUAUUGCAAAGGCCAUGGAGCUUAAGGACCUUAACAACCGUGCCCACGCAGAGGUGACAAUCAGAGAAGCACUAAGAGAAUUGGAGUUGUGGGGAGCAGCAGCUACCUUUAACCUAACAGAGUACACCGGCAGCAGUGGCGGAACUCUCACCAUCAUCAAAGACUGGAAAGAUAUUGUCAGCCAGGUAGGAGAUAACCGCUGUCUACUGCAGUCUCUGAAAGACUCUCCCUACUACCGCAACUUUCAGGACAAGGUCAGCUUGUGGGAGGUACGUCUGUCAGACUUGGAUGAAUACUUACUAAGCCUUAAUGCCAUCCAGAGAAGAUGGGUUUAUCUGGAACCUAUCUUUGGACGGGGUGCAUUGCCUCGAGAGGAAACCCGUUUCAAACGAGUUGAUGAGGACUUCAGGUCUAUCAUGUCAGACAUCCAGAGGGACAGCAGAGUCGUUUCACUGAGUUCAAGGGCUGGCAUCAGAAACUCCCUGGUGACCAUAAUGGACCAGCUGCAGCGCUGCCAAAAAUCACUGAAUGAGUUUUUGGAGGAGAAACGCUCAGCCUUCCCAAGAUUUUAUUUUAUUGGAGAUGAUGAUCUUUUAGAGAUUCUCGGUCAGGCCACCAACCCAACAGUCAUCCAGUCACACCUCAAGAAAUUGUUCGCAGGCAUCCAUAGCGUUGUGUUCGAUGAGCAUUGCCAGCGCAUUGUGGCCAUGUGUUCCUUAGAUGGAGAGACGGUACCUCUGAGAAAUACUGUAAAUAUCUCCAGCCUUGUGGAGGAGUGGUUAAAUGAAUUAUCUAAGGAAAUGAAGGGGACUUUGAGGGAAAUGCUGUAUGAAUGUGUCACUGCUGGGAAAAAAGGUGACGUGGACCCCUCACGCUAUCCGUCACAAAUUUUGUGUCUUGCAGAGCAAAUCUUAUUUACUGAAGAUGUGGAGCGAGCACUCAAGGAAAAUAACCUACAGCAGCUAGAGCUGGAGCUUAGUGCCAAGUUGGACCACUAUACCACAGCGGACACCAUCUCUGGUGACCUCACAAACACAGAUACUGGUAUUCUGCAGAUUAAGUUGAAGGCCUUAAUCCUGGACAUUAUCCACAACAUCAGCGUGGUGAAGCAGUUAAUUCAAGCAGGAGUCAGAAGCCUUGAGGCCUGGAGUUGGCAGAAGCAACUUCGCUUCUACAUGGGAUCUGACAAAUGCUGUCACAUUCAUAUGGUGGAUGCAAAGUUCAGCUACACUUACGAGUACCAGGGGAACGCAGCAAAGCUGGUGCACACACCACUGACUGAUAAAUGCUACCUGACUCUGACUCAGGCCAUGAAGAUGGGGCUUGGGGGGAACCCGUAUGGGCCAGCUGGUACAGGAAAGACUGAGUCUGUCAAAGCCUUGGGGGGACUGUUUGGACGACAGGUGUUGGUGUUCAAUUGUGAUGAGGGUAUUGAUGUGAAAUCAAUGGGACGCAUUUUUGUGGGCUUGGUGAAGUGUGGCGCAUGGGGCUGCUUUGAUGAGUUCAAUCGUUUGGAGGAAGCAGUGCUAUCUGCAGUUUCUAUGCAGAUUCAAGCCAUUCAAAACUCCCUUAAACAUCACAAGCACACAUGUGAACUAAUGGGGAAAGAGGUUGAAUUAGACCCAAACUCAGGAGUGUUUAUUACACUGAACCCAGCAGGAAAAGGUUAUGGAGGUCGACAGAAACUUCCAGACAACCUAAAGCAGCUGUUCAGGCCUGUGGCCAUGAGCCGACCAGACAAUGAGCUGAUUGCUGAAGUCAUUUUGUACUCUGAGGGCUUCAAAAGCGGAGAAAUACUGGGUCGCAAACUGGUUGCAAUCUUUAACCUUGCCAGGGAGCUCUUGACCCCGCAACAACACUACGACUGGGGUUUGCGUGCUUUGAAAACAGUGCUGAAGGCCUGUGGUAGUUUGCUGCAGCAACAGAGAAAGAGUCAUGACAAGGACACGAUUCAAGAGAUCAAUCUGGUGGUCCAGGCAUUGCGACUUAACACCAUGUCCAAACUGACGUUUGCUGAUAGCUCAAGGUUUGAUGCUUUACUCAAAGACGUCUUCACUGGAGUAAAUUUCACUGAUGUUGAGGACCUGACCCUCACUGAGGCCCUGGGACAGGUCUACAGGGAGAAUCGACUGGAGCCUAUACCUACACAGCUUAAAAAAGCAUUGGAGCUGAAUGAGCAGCUGAGACAGCGCAUGGGUGUCGUGAUCGUAGGGCCAAGUGGAGCUGGCAAGUCUACUCUGUGGAGGAUGCUUCGGGCUGCUCUUAAUAAGACAGGCAGAGUGGUGAAGCUUUAUACAGUGAACCCUAAGGCAAUGCCCAAGCAGCAACUUCUGGGACAUAUUGACAUGGACACCAGGGAGUGGGCUGAUGGUGUCCUGACACAUAGUGCCAGAAAUGUUGUUAAAGAAUCGCAGGAUGUAAGCUCCUGGAUUGUGUGUGAUGGUGACAUUGAUCCAGAGUGGAUUGAAAGUCUGAACUCUGUGCUUGAUGAUAAUCGCCUUUUAACAAUGCCAAGUGGAGAGCGUAUACAGUUUGGACCCAAUGUCAAUUUCAUUUUUGAGACUCAUGACCUCAGCUGUGCCUCCCCAGCUACGAUAUCUCGAAUGGGGAUGAUUUUUCUCAGCGAUGAGGACAUUGAUGUGGGCGCCUUGGAGAAAUCUUGGUUGUGGAAUCAACCUGAGCAGUGUCGCGCUAAUUUAGAAAAAUGGCUGGAGGUUUUCUUCCAACAAGCUCUGGACUGGGUCCUCAAACAGAAUGAAUUUGUGGUGGAGACGAGCCUGGUGGGCACCGUACUUAAUGGUCUAUCACACCUUAGUGCUGUGACAGAGCGGGGUCAGUUCAUUGUUGGUCUUCUAAGAGGAUUAGGGGGAAACCUCAACCUCAAGACAAGACAAGAGUUCGCCAAAGAGUUGCUGAGCUGGGCAAAUGAAACCCCACCAAACAGCCGAAAGCCACUUGAUACCUACUAUGACCCUGAAAGGGGCCAUCUUGCAGCUUAUACAUUGCAGCGGCCUGACAGUCUCACGCUGGAGCAGCUCUCUCAUGCGCAUUCACUGCCUGUGAUUGAGACUCCAGAUAUGCAGAGGGCACUGCUAUCCUUCUCCCCUUGGCUCACUGCUCAACACAGGCAGCCCUUCCUGGUGGUGGGACCAGAGGGCUGUGGAAAGGGAAUGCUCCUACGCUUUGCCUUCUCCCGUCUACGCUCCACCCAAGUGGCGGUAGUUCACUGUAGUGCACAGACCUCGUCUCGCCACGUCCUCCAGAAACUUAGUCAGACUUGCCUAUUGCUCAGCUCCAACACGGGUCGAGUCUUCAGACCCAAGGACUGUGAAAACCUGGUCCUCUACCUAAAAGACAUCAACCUACCCAAACCUGAUAAGUGGGGGACCAGCAACCUCACAGCCUUCCUGCAACAGAUGUUGACGUAUAAAGGGUUCUACGAUGAAAAUCUCGAGUGGGUUAGCCUGGAGAAUAUCCAGGUGGUGGCAUCAAUGUCAACAGGUGGUGCUGUUGGGAGCCAUUCGUUGACAUCACGCUUUUCAUCAAUAGUUCGCAUCUGCACCAUAGACUAUCCAGAUCGAGAACAGCUGCAGACUAUCUACUCAGCGUACCUGCAGCCAAUUCUCCAACACAGCCUGGGCAACCAAGCAUCCUGGGCCAGCACAGGGAAAACACACCAGCUGGCUGGUUCGCUGGUUCAGCUCUAUGAACAGGUGAAAGCCAAGUUUACAGUGGAUGAUCAUAGUCACUAUCUUUUCACCCCGUGCAUCCUAACCGAAUGGGUCCUCAGUUUGUUUAGAUAUGACCUCACUGCAGGUAAAAACACACACACACACAAAAAAAAAAUGUGCAUAAUUUGUUUUGUGCUGGUGGUGGUAGCAUAUGAGGCUAUAAGAAUUUUCAGAGACCGUCUUGUUUCCUCCAAAGACCGCCAUACCUUUGAUAAUAUCCUUUCCUCCAUCCUCCGUGGGGACUGGAGCUCUGAUGCUCUUGAAAACAUGACUGAUGUUUUCUAUGUAACAUGGGGAGUCUCUGAAGGAGUUGUAAUAGCUCCAGGCCAGGCUCUGCCUCCUCAUGGUAAACAACUGGGACGUCUGCAUUCUUCUGACCUCAAGCAAGUCAUUCAUAAGGGACUCGUGCUGUACAGUCGUGAUAACAGAGAGCUGGACCUCCUUCUUUUCUGGGAAGUGUGUGACUUUGUCUCCAGGCUUGAUCGCGUGUUGAGCCGGCCCGGUGGCUGUCUGCUUCUUGCGGGUCGUAGUGGAGUAGGGCGGCACACAGCCACAUUUCUGGUGUCACACAUGCAUGGAUACUCCCUGUUUACGCCAAAUAUCUCACGUGCUUAUUCUCUGAAGCAUUUUAAGAAUGAUCUAAAAAAUGUGAUGCAAUUGGCUGGACUAGAAGGGCAGCAGGUUGUCUUCCUGUUGGAGGACUAUCAGUUCGUUGAUCCUGCUUUUCUAGAGAUGGUCAACAGCCUGCUUUCAUCUGGCGAGGUUCCUGGACUUUACACCCCUGAAGAGCUGGAGCCUCUUCUCUCUCCCCUCAAAGAUUCUGCUUCCCAGGAUGGAUUUACUGGACCCCUAUACAACUACUUUUCCUUCAGAAUACUACAGAAUCUCCACAUUGUACUAAUCAUGGACUGUUCAAACCCCAACUUCACCAUCAUCUGUGAGAGCAAUCCAGCUUUUUACCGCAAGUGUUCGGUCCAGUGGAUGGAAGGAUGGUCGGAAAGCAGCAUGAAAAAGAUUCCUGAGCUCUUACUUGAAAAGGCAAACAAUGAAGGGGAGAAGAAUGAAUCUAAAAAGAAAGCAAAGACAGAAUCUGGGCAGGAAGAUGUUAGCCGUCUGUUCCUCAUGGUCCAUGAGUCAUGUCGAAAACAUGGUGCAACACCCAGUCAUUAUAUGGCCUUUCUACACCUUUACAAUGCAAUUUAUAGCAGGAAGCAGAUGCAACUCACAACAAGGCAACAACAUCUGCAGGCCGGUGUUUCUAAGUUUAAUGAAUCCAAGGCACUAGUUGACAAGCUAAAGAUGCGAGCUGCAGAGCAGACUGUGCUGCUGAAGACCAAACAACAGGAGGCUGAUUCUGCCCUGCAGGAAAUCACCACAUCCAUGCAGAAUGCCAGUGACCAAAAAGCAGAGAUGGAAAAGAUUCAAGCAAGAAUGUCUCAAGAAAUGUCAAAGAUAGAAGAACGUAAAGCCAACAUUGAUGAUGAACUAAAAGAAGUAAAGCCUUUGGUGGAUGAGGCGAAACAAGCAGUGGGAAACAUCAAGCCUGAAGCACUGUCUGAGAUCCGCUCUCUCCGUAUGCCACCUGAUGUUAUCAGGGACAUCCUGGAGGGGGUUCUGAGACUGAUGGGUACCUUCGACACCUCCUGGGUUAGCAUGAAGAGCUUCCUGGCUAAACGCGGUGUGAGGGAGGACAUAGCAACAUUCGAGGCCAGACACAUCACCCCUGAGAUUCGCCAGAGUGUGGAAGACCUGCUUCAUAGGAAUAAGGCUUCCUUUGACCCCAAGAAUGCAAAACGUGCAAGUGCAGCUGCUGCACCUCUGGCGGCCUGGGUCAAAGCAAAUGUCCAGUACUCUCUUGUCCUACAGAGAAUUGAGCCGCUUGAGCGGGAGCAGGCUGGACUAAUGGACAACCUGAGGAAAACGGAAACUCGAAAGAACAAGCUUGAGAGCCUACUCAACUCUGUUGGAGACAGGGUUAUUGAACUCAAAGAGAAGUUUCAGUGCCACACUGCAGAGGCAGCCAAGCUGGAGGCUGAGGUGGCAAAAGCUCAAGACACAAUCAAUGCUGCCCAGCAACUGAUUUCCCAACUGGAUGGAGAACACAAGCGGUGGAAUACACAGAUGUUGGAGAUAAAGAACGAGUUAGAUACACUCCCUGUGAGGGCCAUGCUUGCUGCAGCCUUCAUCACAUAUUUGUCUGCAGCACCUGAAGAUCGUCGUAGAAAUUGUCUGGAAACCUGGAUGGCUCGAUCUGGACUUCAAAAGUUUGACUUCAGGUCAUUCCUGUCAUUGGAGAGUGAACAGUUGAUUUGGAAGAGUCAAGGGCUGCCGUCUGAUGAACUCUCCAUGGAGAACGCAAUUGUAAUAUUACAGAGUGUAGCAUGUCCUUUUCUCAUUGAUCCUUCUUCCCGAGCCACAGAGUGGCUCUGUACACAUCUCAAACAAAACCGACUUGAGAUUAUCAACCAACAGGACAGUAACUUCAUGACUGCUCUGGAGCUGGCAGUCAGAUUUGGGAAAACUCUGAUCAUUCAAGAAAUGGAUGGAGUGGAGCCAGUACUCUACCCACUCUUAAGGAGGGACCUCAUUGCACAAGGCCCAAGAUACGUUGUACAGAUUGGAGACAAGGUUAUUGAUUACAAUGAGGACUUCCGGCUCUUCCUGGCAACUCGUAAUCCUGCACCCUUCAUCCCCCCUGAUGCGGUUUCUGUGGUUACAGAGGUCAAUUUUACCACCACAAGGGCGGGCCUGCAAGGGCAGCUUCUGGCGUUGACCAUACAACAUGAGAAACCAGAAUUGGAGACAGAGAAAACAAGACUGCUUCAACAAGAGGAAGACAAGAAGAUACAGCUUGCAUUAUUAGAGGAGUCACUGUUGGAGACCUUGGCUACAUCGCAGGGGAAUAUUUUGGAGAACCGGGAGCUUAUAGACAGUCUGAACCAAACCAAAGCAAGCAGUGCGCUCAUCCAGGAGUCACUUCUAGAAUCACACCGUCUGCAAGCAUUUCUGGACCAGGAACGAGGUGCCUACUUACCUCUUGCAGAAAGUGCCAGCAAGAUGUAUUUUGUCAUCACAGACUUGUCGAAGAUUGACAACAUGUACCGCUUCAGUCUUGCUUCAUUUCUACGCCUCUUUCAGAGGGCUCUUCAGGCCAAGAAGGAAGCAAAUAAUACUGAAUCCCGGAUCAUUGCAUUGAAAACGAGCUUGAAGAAUAUGGUGUACGAGUAUGUAUGCCGCUCACUUUUCAAGGCUCACCAGUUAAUGUUUGCGAUACACUUCACCAAGGGCGUACGCCCUGACCUUUUCCAGGAAAAUGAAUGGGAAGUCUUCAUUGGCUCCAUUGUCGGGGAAAUGUUCAAACAAGAGGUAAGAUUUUUUUCUGAGUUCCCAUCUUGGAUUGAUCAGGAGAGACACAGAUCAUUGGCAGUUUACAAGACUACAUUUACAGCUCUCUAUCAGUCCCUGUGUUUGAGUGACUCAGACCUUUGGCUGUCCUUCGCACGCAGCUCACACUGUGAACAAGAAAUUCCAUCUUCAAUUGCCAAGAAAAUUACUCCCUUCCAGCAGCUGUUAUUGGUUCAGGCAGUCAGACCAGAUCGACUGCAGAGUGCAAUGACAGCAUUUGCCUCCCAGGCAUUGGGUUUGAAGGAACUCUCUCCUCCUCCUCUGAACCUGAGGCGUCUUUAUGCUGAGACUUUGGAAUGGGAACCGGUCCUGAUCAUUACCUCGCCGGGGGCCGACCCCUCCCAAGAGCUUGCGGAUCUAGCCACAGACACUGUGGGUCGGGAUCAUUAUCAUGAGAUCUCGAUGGGUCAGGGACAGGCUGACGUGGCCUUGGCGACACUCAGAGAAUGUUCCCGAAGCGGAGAGUGGCUUUGCUUGAAAAACCUCCAUCUUGUCACAGCAUGGUUACCUCUACUUGAAAAAGAGCUAAAUGUUCUACGUCCCAAAGAAGGCUUCCGUCUCUGGUUGACAUCAGAGGUUCACCCCAGAUUUCCUCCCAUACUGCUGCAAUCGAGCCUGAAGAUCACUUACGAGGAUCCUCCUGGGUUGAAGAGGAAUUUGUUGAGGACCUAUGAGUCCUGGACACCAGAACAGAUCAGUAAAGGUGGAAUACUUGCUCGUUCCCAGUCUCUCUUCUGUCUAGCGUGGUUCCAUGCUGUGUGCCAAGAAAGGCGUAACUACAUACCUCAGGGAUGGACUAAGUUCUAUGAGUUUUCGUUAUCAGACCUGCGUGCUGGCUUUGAAAUCAUUGACAGGCUUUUUGAAGGUGGUAAACCUUUUCAGUGGGAGUUCGUCCAUGGCCUGUUGGAGAGUGCUAUCUAUGGUGGACGCAUCGACAACCCGUCUGACCUCUGCAUCUUGCGCUCUUAUCUGGAGCAGUUUUUCUCUGCACGACUUUUCUCCUCCCCGUCGUCCGGACAGGGAAAGAACAAAGGAGCACGCUUUCUUCCACCCCAGAUCAACCUUCCAAAUUCUUGCUCCAUUUUGGACUACCGUGGGGUUGUGAAGAAUCUCCCUGAAGAUGACAAGCCAGCAUUCUUUGGUCUGCCUGCAAACAUAGAAAGAACAUCCCAGAGAAUUAUCAGCUCCCAGGUGAUUUCCCAGCUACGUGUCAUGAGUCGCUCAGUGGCAACAGGAUCAAAAUUUGACAGGGAGCUCUGGUCUAAUGGACUUUCACCUAUCCUCAACUUGUGGAAGAAACUUAACAAGGGUUCUGCACUGAUCCAACAGAAGGUCACACCUCCUACAGAUCAACAUGAGUCUCCAGUACUGUCUUUCAUUGUUCUGGAGCAGUUCAAUGCCAUUCGCUUGGUUCAGGGUAUCCACCAAUCACUCGCUGCCUUGAGCAAAGUGAUUAGAGGGACGGAGCUUCUGACUCCUAAGGUUCAAAAAUUGGCAACUGCUUUGCUCAAUCAAGAGUGUCCUUUGACAUGGCAAAACAUGUGGGAGGGACCUGAGGAGCCAAUGCAGUACCUGAGCGCUGUAGUGAUGCGCGCGCUUGCCUUACAGAAUUGGGUGGAACAUGCAGGCAAACAAGCUCUUCUGUCAGACACCUUGGAUCUGUCUGAGCUCUUCCACCCUGAUACCUUCCUCAAUGCUCUGAGGCAGGAGACUGCCAGAUCUUUAGGUUGUUCAAUGGAUAGUUUGGUGUUUACAUCAUCAUGGAAGAGUCCUAUUGUUGGAGCCAAACUUCAAGUCAAGGUGGGUGGUCUGCAGCUGGAGGGUUGUAGUUUCGAUGGUGUCCAUCUUUGUGAAAACCAGCAUGACUCUCCCAGUGUUUCAGCAGUGCCUCUCUGCUACAUGGCUUGGGUUCCUCAGAAUUCUACUGCUGACCCUGCUGCUACGGAGGAGAGCAUCUGGCUGCCUCUGUACAGAAGCUCCGAGAGGGUUAAGGUGGUCACGCACAUUAGCGUGCCCUGCAGAAGCAACUCCAGCCAGUGGAUACAGACUGGUGCUGCCCUUUUCCUUAAACAACGAUGA
Molecule: messenger RNA, 12939 nt
Organism: Nerophis lumbriciformis (worm pipefish)
Lineage: Eukaryota; Metazoa; Chordata; Actinopteri; Syngnathiformes; Syngnathidae
Source: RefSeq, a predicted model, not a curated record